AUGAAGGCGGUGGAGCGGGCGAAGCUGGUGCGGAGCCUGCGGCAGGAGUCGCGGCGGCUGCGCCUGCUCGUGCUCGUCAUCGGCUUCUUCCUCGUCACCCUCACCUUCGUCGUCCUCUCCAAGCCCGACGCCCUGCUCUUCAACCUGAACGGCCGGCUGUCGGUGGACGAGGCGCCGCGCUCGCUCCUGAUCCGCCAGGCCACCGACGCCGACGCCACCGCCGACCCCGCCCAGAGAUCCGCCGCCGCCCAGGACCCCAAGCCGCUGGACGACUUCGAAGACGCCGAGGCCAACGCCAACACCAAAGCGACAGCGACCACCAAAGACUCGGAGGAGAGGGCGCACACCGUCCGCGAUCCUCAGCAGAGCGGCAAAAAGGAGCCUGAAUCCCGGCUGUUAGGCAGUGGUGGAGGUGAAGGGGAGAAGAAAGGGCAUCGCAAGGUGACCCUCCCAACCGUCUCUAACUAUACCAUCCGUGACGCCGAGGACGGCGACAAUGCCAAGCAGCAAGAUAGCAGACCGGAAACAGAAAAUAAGCUUGAAAUGGUCGCCGGCAAAAGCGAUGGAUCUCAGCAACAAGAUUGGGAUGAUGCGGAAUGGGGGAGCAAACCACUUUGUGAUUUCUCAAACUUCAGAGCUAAUGUCUGCGAGAUGCGGGGCAACAUCAGGAUUCACCCGAAUGCGAGUUCGGUGAUGUACAUGGAACCUGCCAGCUCAAAGAGAAACGAGCUAUGGAAACUUAAGCCCUACCCUCGUAAAGGUGAUGAGCUCUGCCUCAGCAAAGUUACAGAGCUGACGGUGAAAUCAAGCAAAGUGGCACCUGAGUGUACCAAGUACCACAAUGUGCCCGUCGUGGUCUUUGCUCUGACUGGAUACACCGGAAAUCUGUUCCACGACUUCACCGACGCGCUUGUCCCCCUCUUCACGACGGCAAGCGAGUUCAAUGGCGAGGUCCAGUUCCUCAUCACAGAUAUGGCAAUUUGGUGGACAAGGAAGUACCAUGUGGUGUUUAAGAAGCUAUCCAACUACCCCUUGAUUGAUUUCAACAAAGAUACUGAUGUGCAUUGUGUCAAGCAUGCCAUUGUUGGCCUUCAUGCUUACAUGGAGUUCACCAUUGACCCCUCCAAGGCUCCUCACAACUACACCAUGGUGGAUUUCAACAGAUUCAUGCGCAGGACGUAUGAGUUGCCUAGGGAGGCCGUGUCUGCGCUCGGCGAGAUCCCCAAGGCCAAGCCGAGACUGCUCAUCAUCUCAAGGCAGAGAACAAGAAUGUUCCUCAACCUCCCGGAGAUCAUCGCAAUGGCCGAGGGGCUGGGUUUCGAGGUCGUGGUCGAGGAAGCCAAUGUGAGCUCCGACCUCUCCCAGUUCUCCAAGGUGGUGAACUCUGUGGAUGUGAUGAUGGGUGUCCAUGGUGCCGGGCUCACAAACUGUGUGUUCCUGCCACACAAUGCCACCUUGAUCCAGAUCGUGCCGUGGGGUGGCAUAGAGGGCGUGUGCCGGAUCGAUUUCGGCGACCCGGCGGAGCAGAUGGGCCUGCGGUACAAACAGUACAGCAUCGCCGUGCACGAGAGCAGCCUCACCGACCAGUACCCACUGGACCAUGAGAUCUUCAAGAACCCGCUGGCUUUCCACAAGGGGUUCGAGUUCAUCAAGGAGACCUUCAUGGACAAGCAGAAUGUCAGGCUUGACUGCAACCGGUUCAGGCCUGUGCUGCUGCAGACCCUUGAUCUGCUAAACCAAUAA
Molecule: messenger RNA, 1743 nt
Organism: Triticum turgidum subsp. durum (durum wheat)
Lineage: Eukaryota; Viridiplantae; Streptophyta; Magnoliopsida; Poales; Poaceae
Source: the annotation of a GenBank genome assembly